This is a messenger RNA of Meloidogyne enterolobii, 762 nucleotides long. The record is from the annotation of a GenBank genome assembly. NCBI's taxonomy places the organism in Eukaryota, Metazoa, Nematoda, Chromadorea, Rhabditida, Meloidogynidae.
AUGGAUUGCUCAUUCCUUCGUUUAGCCCCAAUUAAAGUUGAAAUAGUUCGAUAUGAUCCUUUAGCUGUUAUAUUUCGAAAUGUUAUUGGUGAUGGAGAGAUUGAAAUAAUGCAGAAUAUAGCGAUAAAAAGAUUAAUGAUAGCUAGGGUUCAAAAUGCUGCUACGGGAGAAGCAAUGCUUUCAAAAUAUAGAAUUAGCAAAAAUGCCUGGCUUAACGCAAACACCCAUCCAGUCGUUAAACAAUUAUUUGAACGUUUAAAAUUAAUGACUAAUUUAAAUAUGAAGUCAGCUGAACCUUUUCAAAUGGGAAAUUAUGGAAUUGGUGGACAAUAUGAACCUCAUUUUGAUUUUGCUAGGGAAAAUGAAGCUGUAAAUGCAACAAAAGGACAUCAAAAUAUGGGAAUUGGGAAUAGAAUUGCGACAGUUCUUUUAUAUUUGAGUACCCCAGAAAAGGGUGGAUUUACUAUCUUUAAUCAGAUAAAAACAAUUGCUAAACCAACAAAGCAUGAUGCUCUUUUUUGGUAUAAUUUGUGGAGAAGUGGAAAAGGAGAUAUAAGAACAAUGCAUGCAGCUUGUCCCGUUCUGCUUGGUGAUAAAUGGGUUUCGAAUUCUUGGAUACACGAAAGAGGACAAGAAUUUAUUCGCCCUUGCGGUUUAGAUCCGUCAAUACAAGAACGUUAUGUUGGUGAUUUGGGUGGUCCGGAACCUAAAAAAUAUCCGAAUAUAUCUCCAUAUUGUAAAGAGGGAUUAUACUGUGAAUGA